AGCCUAAAAUUUAGAAAAGUUUCAUCUGCCAAACGCAACUCUAUUUUUUAAAUUAUUUUAACUGUUUACUGUUAAUAUAGCUAAAGUUUCUAAAAAUGCUCAGUCUUUUAAAAUUUAGUUGUUUCACAUUGUUUAGCUCAGCUAGCUAGCUAUUUGUUUUAGCUUAGGUUGUUGUUAGAGCUGAAAAGUGGUAGGCUUUUUAUGCAAGAUCUGGGCUUUUCUCAACAACAUCAAGAACAGCCUUUAAAGUUGAAUUUCCAGCUUUUAAUCCAAACAUACUGAGAAUAAAACUUACUCAGUUUGUGUCAUUAAAUCAGUCACUUUCUACACUGCUAACUCUUUAGUGAGUAAAAUACUAAAUGUUAUUGUUUGAAAAAUUGUGUAGAAUCACAGCCUGAUUAGCCUAUUUGUUAACCACAGUCUUAUUGGUUUUCUUGUAACUGGAUCCUAAUCGCUCAACUUUACUUUAAAAAACAUAUUUAGGUUUAUUGUUGCAUCAUUCAUAAAUAAGUUGUCAUACUUUUGGUGUUAGAUUUACUUUAGUUAUGCUUUUGGCUAGCAUUUAUUUUGGGGAAAAUAUUUUCUCAACAUUUAUGUUUAGCUUUUGUUGAUAAAUAUAGUUUUGCUCUAUGUGGUGUUCUGUUAUUAAUGGUCACUUUAUAAAAAAGGCUAAAUUCAGCUAAAGUUAUCAAACUAAAGCAUUCAGAGCAGUCAGUCAGCUUUAUUCUGACUGAUUGCUCCAUAAAUAAUCUGACACUGCAAAGAUUAAUUAAUGAAUUUAGUUAGAUUUAGUUUCUCCCUGUGGAUCAUUUGGAUCCUGGUAAAUGAACGUUUUAACUUUAACAUCAUUUGAUUGGAACAUAUAGCAGAGACCACAGCCUCCAUAAUAAUCCGGUCAGGGUUGAUUAUUAACCCGCUAACAUGGGGGUGGCAGUUGUUGGGUCCACUACGCUGAACAGCCUGAAGAAGGUUGACCACAUCUGGAUUUUCUUUUAUUAUUCUCCGUUUUUCAUCUCCUCUUCUCAAGCGAAGUCCAGGCUGGCCCUCUGGAAAUGAAGCUGUGUCUUCUUUUGCUGCUGCUGUGCCUCAAUCGCCAGGGACUGACUGAAGAGCCCACUACAGCAGCUCCUGAAGUCUCUCCAGUCACAGAUGAAGAAGAGGAGAAAAAUGUCAAUAACUGUGGGAGAAAAUUCAGCCAUGAGGAACACCGGGCGAUAGGGGGUGCUAUAGAGCAGUUGGGGCUGAAGAUCCUGGAGAAGCUUGCUAUCAGCCCACAGCAGCCCAACGUCAUCCUCUCCCCACUCAGCCUGAUGUUCGCCCUCGCUCACCUCACCUUAGGUUCCCGCAAUGAAACAGAGAAGCUUCUCCUACAAAGUCUUCAGGCCCACAACAGGCCAUGCUUCCAUCACAUCCUGGGAAGCCUUGUCCCUCAUCUAACCCACAGGUCACUGGAGGUGGCGGCACGCAUGUACCUGAGGCCAGGAUUUGAAGUGAAGCUGUCGUUUGUUGAGGAAUCUCUGGCCAGGUACCGGUCCCAGCCCUUCCCUCUGGUCUCUGUGGAUGAGGUCAACCAAUGGGUGGAGAACGUCACCAAUGGAAACAUCCCCAACUUUUUGGAAAGCAUUCCACAUGACGUGGUGCUAAUGCUUAUUAACGGUGUUUACUUCAAAGGUGAAUGGAAGACCCAGUUUGACCCUCAGGUUACCUCAAAGGGAGUGUUUUAUCUUGACAGCCAGAACUCAGUCUCAGUGGACAUGAUGAAGUCUGCCCAGUAUCCUCUACGCCUGAUGAACGAUCCUCAGCUGCAGGCUCAGGUUGCCAGCUUUCCCUUCAAAGGAAAUACCAGCUUCCUAGUCAUCCUUCCCAUAGGAAACGUCUCAUCAGUGCUUCCCAAGCUAAAUAUCUCUGACCUCUACAGUCGUCUACCUCAAGAAAAAUCAAUGCAGGUCAACGUACCAAAGAUGAAGCUCCAAUAUCGACAGGAACUCGAAGAGGCACUGACCAGCAUGGGACUCGGCUCCCUGUUUUCGGGUCCGGACCUCUCUGGGAUUUCUGAGCAGCCCCUCAGGGUGUCGAGCGUCCGUCACGCCACCACCAUGGAACUCAGCGAAGAAGGUGUCGAAGCAUCCGCCACCACCGUGGUGACCGCGAUGCGCUCCAUCUCCUUGUUUUCUGUCAACUCCCCUUUCCUGUUUGCCCUUGUUGAUGACUUCUCUCUGGCCCCUCUGUUCAUGGGCAUCGUCACAAACCCCGCCCCCGACAACGACCCCAUGCCUAACGACGACCCCAACGGGAACAACACCAUGAACGACCAGCCUGGAACCGAGGCGUCAGCUCAACCUGUUGAGCUGAACGUCGAGCUCAACAGGUUGCCAGCAGAGGGCAGCACUGUUCAGUCCUGCAGCGCCCCGGGUGGUGGGAAGGAGCAGCUGCAGCAGGUCGAUGAACAAGAUGGCAGCAGUAGUAAGACUCAAGGAGACGAGCCCUGCUCCAAACCAGACAACUUUGUCCCAGUCUGAAAAAAAUCAUAAUAAAGAAAUGAUACAACAUCUCUUCAGAUAAUUAGAGACACUGACGUCUCCCUUUCAGGUCAAUACAACCAAUAACUUACAGUGACUAGAUAACAGACUGGACGGCUUCUGUAAACCCUCAGUAAGCUAACGUGUCAGCUUGUUUUGUGUCUCACUGUUAGAAGACGGACGCGUCACGUGAUCGUGACAAUAUUCUGCCCUGACACAGGUCUGUAACUGAUUUACAUUUCCUGUUUUUACUAAAUCUUUUCUUUAUUAAAUUUCAAAAAUAUAUUCCAGGGAAUAAAAACAGCCUCUGAUAGGAAAUAUUGUUGGUUUUCUAAAACUGCUACCAUGUUCAUCAGUAACUAUGAAAUAAAAGACCUUAUUGUUGUAAAGAGGUUUGGAUACAUUCAUCUGAUUCUAUAGGCUAAACAUAGAAAUAUUCACUUAAUGCAAAAUCUCAUAAAAACAAACAAUAAUGAAAUGAUCUGGCAGCUGAUUGGUUGGCAUUUGGCCUCUUCAUUUAAAUAAACUUUACGUUUUUAUU
This is a messenger RNA of Poecilia reticulata (guppy), 3060 nucleotides long. RefSeq names its product serpin peptidase inhibitor, clade F (alpha-2 antiplasmin, pigment epithelium derived factor), member 2a (gene serpinf2a). The record is from RefSeq and is a predicted model, not a curated record. Gene Ontology annotation, biological process: negative regulation of endopeptidase activity. Gene Ontology annotation, molecular function: serine-type endopeptidase inhibitor activity. NCBI's taxonomy places the organism in Eukaryota, Metazoa, Chordata, Actinopteri, Cyprinodontiformes, Poeciliidae.